This is a messenger RNA of Myotis daubentonii (Daubenton's bat), 715 nucleotides long. RefSeq names its product hemoglobin subunit zeta-like. The record is from RefSeq and is a predicted model, not a curated record. NCBI's taxonomy places the organism in Eukaryota, Metazoa, Chordata, Mammalia, Chiroptera, Vespertilionidae. Gene Ontology annotation, cellular component: haptoglobin-hemoglobin complex; blood microparticle; hemoglobin complex. Gene Ontology annotation, molecular function: iron ion binding; heme binding; haptoglobin binding. Gene Ontology annotation, biological process: oxygen transport; hydrogen peroxide catabolic process.
GAUGGUGGAGAGGUGGCAGCCCCUCUUCCUGAGCUCACGUCCGCCCCCCAUCCGCAGGCUCUUCGCCAGCUACCCCCAGACCAAGACCUACUUCCCACACUUCGACCUGCACCCCGGCUCUGCGCACCUGCGCUCCCACGGCUCCAAGGUGGUGGCCGCAGUGGGCGACGCGGUCAAGCACAUUGACGACAUCGCCAGCGCCCUGUCCAAGCUGAGCGAGCUGCACGCCUACAUUCUGCGCGUGGACCCUGUCAACUUCAAGCUCCUGGCCCACUGCCUGCUGGUCACGGUGGCCUCGCACUUCCCCGCGGACUUCACGGCCGACGCCCACGCCGCCUGGGACAAGUUCCUGUCCGUUGUGUCCAGCGUCCUGACCGAGAAAUACCGCUGAGCGCAGCCCCAGAGGACAGGCUGCGACCUCUGCUUGACCUCUGAGCCCGCCCACUGCUCCUCCCCUAAUUCCCCAAUAAACGGCUGAGGAUGGAAUGAGCCGGUCCUGUCCUCAGUGCAGGGGGGAGGAGGAAACAAAGUGAGGGUAGUUCACUCCGGGGCUGGCGGCUACUCUCGGCGCGUUUGGGGGCGGCCCCUGCGCCUAAGGACCCCCGGGGAGCAGGCGGGGGAGAGCCCCGCAGCCGCGGGCACGCCCCGCUGUUUGCUCUGGUCUUUACCAAUCGCGCAAAGAUGGGGCUUCCCUCCGCCGGCGUGUGGGUUGUGU